AUGUUCCUUCCCUUUUCGCUUCUUCGACCGCGGAUCAGAAAAGAACCCCUGGGCACGGUUCUUAUUAUCGGAACAUACAACUUUCCGGUGCAGCUGAACAUUUGUCCCCUCAUUGGUGCGAUAGCCGCCGGCUGCACCGCUGUUGUGAAACCUUCCGAGAACGCCCCCGCAACGGCUACGGUUCUCAAGGGUAUCAUCGACGACUACCUGGACACCGACUCUUACAAGGUCGUUAACGGUGCCGUGCCUGAGACCACUGCUCUCCUGGACCAGAAACGGGACAAGAUUCUGUAUACUGGCAAGGUCAACGUUGCCAAGAUCAUCUCCAGAAAGGCUUCAGAGACGCUUACGCCCGUGUGCCUCGAGCUUGGCGGCAAGAAUCCAGCAUUUGUCACCAGCAAUGCAGACCUUCGUCUUGCUGCCCGAAGGCUCUUGUGGGGAAAGACGCUCAACGCCGGACAAGUAUGUCUGUCCCACAAUUACGUUCUCAUCGAGAGAGGACUAGUCAAGAAUUUUUUCAAGUUUGUACGAGAAUCCUACGCCGAAUUCUUCCCCAAAGGCGCCAAGGAGAACCCAGACUUCUGCCGCAUCAUCAAAACCCAACAUUUCGAUAGGAUGAAGAGCAUAUUGGAUAUCACGCGCGGCCAGAAGGUUUUAGGGGGAGACACUGACCGCAAUGACUUCUACAUCGAGCCAACGGCCGUUCUCGUCGAUGAUUUCCAUGACAUCAUGGUUCAGGAGGAAUCCUUCGGUCCGAUAUGGGCGAUCGUUCCAUUCGAUAGUCUUGAGGAUGCGAUUGCUAUGGCAAAUGAGACCGACUCUACGCCACUUGCACUGAUGGCCUUUGGCAGUCCAUCGGAAAGUGAGAAAGUACUGUCCAGUGUUACAUCUGGAGGGGCGACACCCAAUAACGCCUUCAUGCACGCCGCAGUCCACACCUUCCCCUUCGGCGGCGUAGGUUACUCUGGCUCUGGCUCUUACCGUGGGAAAGCGUCGUUUGAAUGCUUCACACAUCGUCGCAAAACCGCAGAGACUCCCAGCUGGGCGGACAAGAUCUUUCGUGUUCGCUACAUGCCCUGCUUGGAGUCGGAACUGAGGAUGUCACAGUGGCUAAGUGAUGUCAAGCCGGAUUUCAAUCGUCGCGGAAGACAGAUCCACGAGGCGAGUGGUCCUGGUCUAAUGACCACCCUGGAUACUACCGGGGUCCGGACAGCAGCAUUGUUCGAGCCGACCCGCGAUAAGUAG
Molecule: messenger RNA, 1245 nt
Organism: Colletotrichum orchidophilum
Lineage: Eukaryota; Fungi; Ascomycota; Sordariomycetes; Glomerellales; Glomerellaceae
Product: yellow-1
Exons: 3
Coding region: 1-1245 (414 amino acids)
Biological process (GO): aldehyde metabolic process
Cellular component (GO): cytoplasm
Molecular function (GO): aldehyde dehydrogenase (NAD+) activity
Source: RefSeq, a predicted model, not a curated record